Molecule: messenger RNA, 408 nt
Organism: Coccidioides immitis RS
Lineage: Eukaryota; Fungi; Ascomycota; Eurotiomycetes; Onygenales; Onygenaceae
Exons: 2
Coding region: 1-408 (135 amino acids)
Source: RefSeq, a predicted model, not a curated record
AUGGCUCCACAAACACAUAAAUUGGCAGCAGCUCAGGACAAGCACUUCCUGAUGUCCAUAAAGAAGAAGCCAGGGCAAAAGCCCUCAGCUGUCAAAGAAGAGCCCACUAUAAUAAGUGAUACACUCUAUGACUGCUGUUUGACAUUUGUGUAUACAGUAUACAUUAAAAAGUCUUGUUCCUGCAAGCAAGAAACCACAAAGGCCUGCACCAAUUGUGCAGAAGAUAAAAAAGUCUGUGCUCCUGUCUCUUCAGAGCUGCAGAAGAAAGUGGCAGCAUUGCUGUCUGAUCAUGAUAAUUUUCUCAGGCUUAAGAACACAACACUUCAAGAGGAAUUGAAAGCCAGUAUGGCAGAACAGGCUGCUGAUCUUAGUGAAUUGCUUGCCAAAAUGGCACCUCUGUUGAACUGA